This is a messenger RNA of Thlaspi arvense, 3260 nucleotides long. The record is from the annotation of a GenBank genome assembly. NCBI's taxonomy places the organism in Eukaryota, Viridiplantae, Streptophyta, Magnoliopsida, Brassicales, Brassicaceae.
ACUGACGCGGUUUCAGUAGACCCCACACCACAACACAACACACUGAGAAAACUUCACAACACCAAUUCUUGGCUCUGUCUCUAUCUGCUUACCCAACGAAUUUGCGUAAUCCAUCUUUGUUUUUUCUCAAAGCUUUCGACUCGUGCGACGACAGAUUUGAAACAGUGCAAAGCUUGGAUGGGGAUGAGAGGUAGAUAGAUAAUUCCAAGAUACGGGUCUUGUUUCAAGAGAUUAGAUUUACGAUAAUUCCGUUACUCUUUUGGAUUUAUAUCUUCCCGGAAAUUUUGGCUCUGACACAAGAUACACACACACACACACAAUAUUCUGUAAAUGGUUGAAAUCCCCUGUGAAUUUCGACGGCUCUUGUUGAAUUCGGUUGCUGCGUCUUCGUGGGUAUCUGAGAGAUGUCGCAGAAGAGGGAGUUUGAAGAAGGGAAAGCUCGUGUGGGAGGUGGGUCACCGGAGGAUAAGCGUAGAAGAUUCAAAAGUGUGGUGCAGGAGGUAAUGAGAUUGCAAACUGUCAAACAUUUUCUCGAACCCGUUCUCGAGCCCUUGAUUCGUAAAGUGGUAAAAGAAGAAGUUGAAUUGGCUCUUGGAAAGCAUCUAGCAGGAAUCAAGUGGAUAUGUGAGAAAGAGAUUCAUCCUCUGGAAUCAAGGAACCUACAGUUGAGGUUCUUGAACAAUCUCUCGCUUCCUGUGUUUACUUCAGCUCGAAUCGAAGGAGAUGAAGGCCAAGCUAUAAGAGUAGGAUUAGUCGAUCCUUCGACUGGUCAGAUUGUCUCCUCGGGGCCCGCAUCAUCUGCGAAAAUCGAAGUUUUUGUGGUCGAGGGUGAUUUUGACAGUUAUAGCGGUUGGACAGCUGAGGAUGUCAGGACUAACAUUGUAAGAGAGAGAGAAGGAAAGAAGCCUCUACUCAGUGGGAAUGUGUUUGCGGUUCUUAAUGAAGGCGUCGGUGUUAUGGAUGAAAUUUGCUUUACGGACAACUCUAGCUGGACUAGGAGCAGGAAGUUCAGGCUCGGUGUACGAAUGGUGGAUCAAUUUGAUUUUGUCAAAGUUCGAGAGGCAGUAACAGAGUCCUUUGUCGUGAGGGAUCACCGUGGAGAAUGUAAGUAUUGCUUGUUAGUUUAUCCUCUCACAUUGUGUACCAUUGAACAAAAUUUGGAGAAUCUUCUCUCUGUGUUUUAGUUGAUGGAUUUGUUUGAAUAACCUAAAAGAAUUGGUUUCUUUCUUCUGCCUCUCUCUCUCUCUCUCUCUCUCACUCUCGUUCUUUCUUUUCUUGUAGUGUACAGAAAGCAUCAUCCUCCUUCUCUAUUCGAUGAAGUGUGGAGAUUGGAAAAGAUAGGGAAAGAUGGAGCAUUUCACAAACGGCUGAAUUGGUCAAAUAUUAACACUGUCAAGGAUUUCCUAACACAUUUCCAUUUAAACUCUUCAAAACUCCGGAAAAUUCUUGGUACGGGUAUGUCUUCAAAGAUGUGGGAAAUUACGUUGGACCAUGCUCGAUCAUGUGUUCUGGAUAAUAGCGUCCAUGUGUACCAGCCUCUUGGAUUUCAGAAGAAAACCGCAGUGGUCUUCAAUGUCGUAGCUCAAGUGCUUGGACUGCUCGUGGACUUUCAUUACGCUCAAGCGGAGGAGAUGAUAAUUGCUGCAUUGAGUCACCCGGAAGAAGUAAUCUCGUAUGAUGAUGAGUCCACCAUGAUGAGGAGCUUUCUCAAUGUCCCAUCUUCUCAAAGCAGCGUUGGGAUCGAUUACUCCGGUCUGAGUUUGACCAGCUUGGACGGUUAUGGUUUUGUGCCAAAUCUUCACAGCAACACAGCAGAAGGUAGUGGACAGUACAGUGACGACGUUGACAUGGAGGUUACUCCACAAGGUUUAUACGAAGACUUCAGUCUCUGGAAUUGCUCUCAGAUUAUAGGAUUAGAGGAGCCGCAAUCAGAUUUGCAGAGUGCGCUUGAAGGUUUCAUGUCACAGAAGGAUGUAGCGAUCGUUAAGGCUCACAGAAGAAGGUGGACAAAGCUCUUCAGUGUCUCGAAAUGGCUCUCUGUUUUCAAGAAUGUUUCAGUUAGGAAAAAAUCUGAAGUGAGUUAGUACCCAAAAAAGAAGAAGAAGAAGAAGAAGAAAAAGCGACUCGCCCUGGACAAGAUUGGUGUAUAUACAGAAAGCUCGUGAAUCUCGGGUUUCUGAUCAAUCCAGAGGCGUUCAAAAGAUUACUUUUUUUUUUUACCAUCUUCGUUUGCUCUUUUCCAUCUUUGUGUUGAAGAUGUGAAUAUUAAUAUGUUAGGAAAGCUUCAUUUUUGUUGGAGGCUUCAAAAAACAGUCUUUUAUAAUUUUUGUGAUGAGAUUUAUUCAAGUACUGUAGACGUAGAUACAAAUCCAGUUUUGGACUGGUUUCUUGUUUCUUGGAAUGUAUUUUUCUUCUUCUUGGUUUGCCAGUUUAUGUUAAACGCUGUCUUACAGUUCAAAAUAGUCUUUGUUAGGGUGAUGAGUACACAUAAAAUAGUUUUGGGAUCUAAAUGGAAUAACUCUAGAGUAUAUAGCUAAACCUGAAAUUCUUCUUCCACAUUUCUAAAGUUUCUCUGAUUCCUCUGUGCGUCGUCAUCUGCGUCGACUGACUGGGCAUGGCGUUUUUGUUCAACAGCGUUUCGAUCUCGUCUCAUUUCCGUUCUUCUUCACAGAAGACGAGUGAUGCCUUAUCACUAUCUCGUCGUGGACUCCACAUCGAGCCAGGAACUCGGGAGAAAGCUGUAAUUUCUCUCUUCUCAUCGUUAUUUAGCUAUUGGCUGAAGAUGCUGCUUUGAAGAGAUUCAAGUCUCAUAAGAGAGGUGUGCACAGAUUGAAAAAGAUUGGAGAUGUCCUCACAGUCGUCGUUGUUGCAGGAUGUUGCUAUGAAAUCUAUGUCAAAGCUGUGAUGAAAAAAGAAGCUAAGGCUGCAGGAAAAAGCUCAUGAGUCUUGUCUUUGUUGUAUGCUUUUUUCUUCUUUUAAUACAUUCUUUUUUUUUUUUUUUCUAACAAUCUGUCAAUAAUGUUUGUUUACUCAGUGCUCAAGGCAUCUAAUAAAGUAGACAAAAAGAAAAAGACAUUUUCGAGGGAAACAAAACACAGGCUUUUUCUGUUUUUUUGCCGUUAUGUGUUGUAGUUCAUGUUUCAGAAAAAAAAAGAAUUUCCUAUCACAUUUUCAUUUUUUUUUUUUUGGUACUUUGUUUCAUAUUUUCCCCUUAUGAAUCUACAUAUAAACAUAUCUGUGUUAAUGAUCAUACUUUAUAA